AACCAACGUUUAAGGAAAUGGGAAAACAAUAAUUGCACGUGACUGGACGGAGAGGGCACUUGUAAACACGUUUUUAGUGACUUAGCUUUAUCUCAAAUAUGUCAUAACAGUCUGUGGGAAGAAAGGAGUGUAGAUAUGGACGAGGAGAGGCGUGAGCUGGUGUCCAGUGUUGAGGGCACUGAGGAAUACCAGUACCACCAGUUGCCUGGCACUCACACACCAGACAUGUCCAUCAACCUGGACGAGCGCAUGACUGUCAAACAGAGGUGUCGGGACCUACUCACAAAGCUCUGUUCCAGACAUGUGUUGAAGCUGAUCGCCCUGGGUCAGCUGCUGUCUCUGUUGAUCUGUGGGACAGGUGUGACCAGUGGACUUCUCCAGGAGCAGGGGGUACAGACACCAACAGCUCAGUCGUUCCUCAACUAUGUGCUGCUGUGUUUGGUGUUCACGGUCGUCCUUGCUUGUCGACAGGAGGAGCGCAAUCUGGUGUUCCUGCUCAAGUCCUACUGGUGGAAGUACCUCAUCCUAGCCAUCAUUGACGUGGAGGCCAACUAUCUGGUGGUAAAGGCCUUCAAGUUCACCACUGUAACCAGUGUGCAGCUGCUGGACUGCUUCAGUAUCCCCACUGUGAUGAUUCUGUCCUACUUUGUGCUGAGAGUCCGGUAUCAUCUGCUACAUCUGGUGGGUGUCGUCUGCUGUCUUGUAGGACUCGGUGGGCUGGUGGCGGCAGACGUCAUUGCUGGCAGGAACGAUGAAGGAGGAACCACAGGAGCCAGUAACAAGCCUCUGGGAGACUUCCUGGUGAUUGCCGGCGCUGCCCUGUACGGAGUGUCCAAUGUAGGAGAGGAAUAUGUUGUCAAACAUUUUGCCCGCACAGAGUUCCUAGGCAUGCUGGGAUUGUUUGGCAGUUUCAUCAGCGGGAUACAAUUCGUCAUCCUGGAGAGACACGAAGUUGCUAACCUUGACUUUACCAGAUAUGAAAUAGUGUUUCCAUGGCUUGGCUUUGUGUUGUGCCAGUUUCUGAUAUAUACUUGUAUGACAAUCGUCAUCCAGUACACCAGUGCUACCUCAGUCAACCUCUCCAUCCUGUCAGCAGACUUCUACUCCCUGCUGUUUGGAUUGUUCCUGUUUCAUUAUGAAUUCCAUGUGCUGUACUUCCUGGCGUUCGUGCUGAUCAUCGCGGGGAUCUCCGUCUACUCCGUCAAGGAAACAGACACCAGAUAGACGAACUACCAUAUUGUCAUCAUUUUAAGCUUAGGCCACACUUUAUUGACUUUGUGAUAUAUACUUUCUGUUACCAAUCAAGUGUGGUUGGUUGAAAUAAAAAUACAUCAUGUAGGUCAGUAUUUCUAUAUUUGACCAGUUUAAAAUGGUGUAGCUCAAUAUUUCUUUAUUUGAAUGGCUAGAAAUCAAUUAGAUCAAUAUUUAUUUAUUUGUCUGGGUUAAAAUGUGUUUGGGUCGGUUGGUUUAAUGGGAAAUAUAAAAGCUAAUUUCGUUAAUAAUUGUUUUAGGUGAGGGAUGUUUAGUAUUUUACAUUAAAGUGAACCUGUAUUGACUUUGAUCUUGAUUAUAUAUGGGGUGAUUGUUAUGACCAGAGACUCCACACAAAGCAUUUGCUCAACUAUUAUUUAAAAGGUUAACAGUUACUUUGUUUGUAGUUAAUCUUUUUUUUUUUUUUAUCCACCUAAGCAACUUGUCGGGCAAAAGAAAUAAAUCCAAUCUUUUUAGUUUCUGAUUGUUUUUUGGUCAUGGUUGACCAAGGUCAAAUUAUCUGAGUAGAAACUUUUGAUGUUUUUACACAAUCCCGUAUUUCAGACAGACCAUGAUGGAUAUUCUCCUACUGUAUUUUGAGGUAUGAACAUGUGUUAAACGUGACUGAUGAUGUGGCUGUAUGUAGAACGUUUUGAUCAUUUGUGUAUGACAUGUUGCAAGGAAUGUAUUUCUUCAUACUGUAUGUCACAUGCAUAUUUUGUAGAAAAAUGUUUACACAUUUCUACAGGAAUUUGUGUAAACUUGCAAAGUGUUUCUUAUGGGAGACGCAGAAACAAGACUGAAAAAUAAUUAUUCACUCUUUUAAGACAGAGGAAAUAUAUGAAGAAAAUACCAUUUUAGUAAUAUAGCUAAAUGUAUCCAGCUCCAUCAUUGUACAUACUAUAUAUUUGUAGACAGAAGUUUUUUGCAGGGUUAUCAUGGUUAAGCUGCGAGGUUUUGGUGGUGGGGCAAACACUUAGGGUAGUGAGUGAGUGAGUGAGUGAGUAUGGUUUUACGCCGCUUUUAGCAAUAUCACGGGGGGGGGGGGACACCAGAAAUGGGCUUCACACAUUGUACCCAUGUUGGGAUUCUAACCCGUGUCUUCGGGCGAACGCUUUAACCACUAGGCUACCUGACCGCCCCCACUUAGGGUAGACAUGCUGAUACUGUUCUUGUCUUUCUUAUUCUUCCAACAUACUCAGUUACUUACGUUCCAGGUAGGAAAGGAUGAAAUGAAAUAAAAAUUGGAAAUACUCUGAAAUGGAUUGCCUACAAUUUGAGACAAUUAUCCUGAAAUAUCUUUUGGAGAUAUUGCAAGAUUUAGGACAGUUUGGUAUCAGAUAAUGUAUAUAGAACUUGCGUUAUCUAAGGUGAAGGUCACUUGCAACAAAGAGGUCAGGAGGUAUGUAGAACUUUUUUUAGAACAGAUGAUAAUCUCAGAUCACAGCUUUUAAGACAUAUAUCUUCCAUAACAUUGUAUUGUAGUUUUUAUAUGAUUUUAUGUAAAUGUACAUCAUUUUUAAAUUAUUUCUUAUUUAAUUUCAUGUUUGUUUGUUGUUUAAUGCAGCACUAGGCAAUAUUCCAGCUGUGUGAUGGUGGUUAUCUGUGUAUCAUGGUGUAUACCAUAGUUUACUCUUCAUAGAAAUGUGUGUAGUACUUCCUGUUUUAUGGCAAUUUGUGUAUAUUUUACAAGGAAGAAUGAUUGUUUGUGAUUCUAUCUGUUACUUGUUUUGGUGUUGAAUAUUAUUUAGGUUGUACUGUUUAUUUUAUUGAAAUCGUGAAUUUUAUACUUUACAUUUCACAACAUUUGCUUACAAUUUUGACUGAAAAACAGUAUCUCUGCUUAUCAGCACUGAACAGUGUUCAUGUGUUUGGUAAAGGUGAACUUCACAGACAGACUUCCUUGUUGUCCAUGUACUUUAUCAUAAUCAAUAUGGUUCUGAUGUAUGAAUCAUGACAUACACAUGAAUGUCUACAAAUGACUCAGUGUAUAUACCAGUACAUGGAUAACAUAAGUUGUAAGUGAUGAGAACUUUAUUUAUGUCACAACAUAUUAUUUAUUUUUUCUUUAAUGGUUGUUAAUACUGUCUUUAGUUCAAACUUUAAUAAUUGUUAAUUUGAGUGAACCACACAAGAGAAAGGUAUCAAAAUGUCAAAUGAUACUGUACAUUGGCUUGAACCGUAAUGAGACAAAAACAGAAUAGUGGCAAGCAAUAUUGCUGCAGGCAGACAUAUUAAACUUUUAAGAUAUUCAUAUAUGCAAAUUAACAAGUCUCAAGGCUUUAGAUGAUUUAAACGAACACUCAAAUAUAAUUAUGAUGCAGACUUUGUAUGGCUUUCCAGAAAGAUCAGUCUUCAAUCUGUUCACACAACAUACUACUUCUCAAGACCAGAGUAGCGUAAUGUAGCAUCAGGGUUAAAGAGUCAGACCUCCGAAUUUUCUUUCCCUUUAAAGAUAUCUUAUGUGGGUAAUGAAAUAGUGAGAUAUUUCACCGUAACCUGUGUAAAUAGCACAAUUUUUUAUUUUGAAAUAUAAGUUGUUGAAAUAUUAAUUUGUAAUACUUUCAACUCGUUAGAAGCUCAUCGAGGUUCAUCAAAGAUCCAGCCCAAUUUAACACCCGUACACUAUACAUUUUCAAAGCAUGAGAAAGGAGUGGGUCAUGUACUUAUUGAAAAUUCCAGUAUGAAAAAAGGUAAGCACCGCUUAUGCUAUAUUUCUAAAUCAUAUACAGUGUUAAUAUUCAGACAAAACAUUUGUUUUGGUACAUAAAGUGAUGUUUAUAUUGAAAUAUAGAAGCUGAAUGUGAUUAUCUAAUACAUCUUGUAACUGUUCCAUGGCACUGAUUGCUCUGCUCCUAUGCAUCGUAUGAUGUGACCAGUACUUGAGAUAAGGUGAAAUUAGGUUUAAGGGUGUUCAAAUUCUUGCACUUGCAUUGCAACAUGCAUGCACAUGUGGUUGGCUCCUUGUACUAGUCUGGACUAAUGCCAGUUUUAAAGUGCCAUCCCACUGAAGUAUUGUGCAGCAGUUUAACGUGGAUACCCCUGUGAGACACAGUAUGACUUCGAGGCAACCAGUGCUUAUGUUAUCCACUUGAUACCAUCUUUUAACGUCAUUUGGUAUGACAGGGUAGACACUCUCUCUAUCCAGAAGACCACAGAGGCAGUCAUUUGGAGAAAGAAACUGUUCUUAUACCAUAUUUUCAGCAGGCAUGGGGGGUUAUGUUAAAUAUUUAUCAAAUGAGUGAGUGAGUGAGAUUGGUUUUAACAGUAUUCCAGUUAUAUCACAGCUUGUCAGCUUAAUGUGGGAGGAAAGUGGGGACAACAUUGGGGACAGUGGACAUGUUUGUUGAGAUUGUUAUUUAUAUUUAUCUUCUAAUUACCAGUUUUAUCUUCACAUACUAAGAUAAUUUUGUAAUAAAACACUCUUGCAGCCUUUUGCCUUCAACAAUUUACGUGUCCUUUUUUAGCUUACAUUGAUUAUGUCAGAUGAGUUGAUUUUCAACAUUGGGGACAGUGGACAUGUUUGUUGAGAUCGUUAUUGAUAUUUAUCUUCUAAUUACCAGUUUUAUCUUCACAUACUAAGAUAAUUUUGUAAUAAAACACUCUUGCAGCCUUUUGCCUUC
Molecule: messenger RNA, 4874 nt
Organism: Haliotis rufescens (red abalone)
Lineage: Eukaryota; Metazoa; Mollusca; Gastropoda; Lepetellida; Haliotidae
Product: solute carrier family 35 member F1-like
Exons: 9
Coding region: 136-1224 (362 amino acids)
Biological process (GO): transmembrane transport
Cellular component (GO): membrane
Molecular function (GO): transmembrane transporter activity
Source: RefSeq, a predicted model, not a curated record